This is a messenger RNA of Orussus abietinus, 3507 nucleotides long. RefSeq names its product extensin-like. The record is from RefSeq and is a predicted model, not a curated record. Lineage: Eukaryota; Metazoa; Arthropoda; Insecta; Hymenoptera; Orussidae. Bases 1 to 2871 code for a protein of 956 amino acids. The transcript has 2 exons.
AUGUGCGCCAUGACCAGGUUCAAGGUGGCCGCGACAGUCCUGGUCGCGAUCCUGUGCACCUCGGCAUGGCGACCAGCGGGGGCGGUGGUGAACGAGGCGCCUUUGAAGUCGGAGAAAGAUGGCGCCGUAAAGAAGGACGGAGACGCGAGGGACAAGAUAGGCGACAGCUACGGACCUCCCUUUAGCACGGACGACCUCGUUUCCGUGGCGAAUGGUUCACCUCCGGUUUACGGGCCUCCGGAGAAGACGGGAGACGUCCGGCCCCCGCCGAUAUAUCCGCCCCCGCCGCCCGACGUGCCCCCGCCGGUGUAUGGACCCCCCGCGGCGACUUAUGGGCCGCCACGUAAGCCAAAGCCGUGGUACGGACCCCCGAAGAGGUUCCACGGUUCGCCACCCUUGAAGACGAGCUAUGGACCCCCGAAGAUCCGUUACGGACCGCCUUCGUUGCCCUUCGGCCCUCCCAAGCCGCAAUACGGACCCCCGAAACCGCAGUACGGACCGCCGCCUCCGUUGCCGCCGCCGCCGCCCCCGGUGUUCGCUCUGCAGCCUCAGACUCAAUAUGGACUCCCAAAGGUGAUCAAGCCUGGACACGGCCCCCCGAUCCCGUUGUCGUUGGAGGCCUACGGCCCCCCUCUGGAUGGACUAGUCGCCUCCUUCGACGCCAAACCCCAAGACGACUACGGCCCUCCCCCGCCUCCUCCUCAUGGGAUCGCACCCCAGCAUCAAUAUGGACCUCCUCCGCCUAGACACCAAUAUGGACCUCCUCCGCCGCCCCCCGGAGUUCCCGCGCCUCCUACGCCUCCCGAUAUUAAAUAUGAUGGAUGGCAGCCGAUAGCCGGACUGGUAGGAACACCCGAUGGACACGAUACGUCUUCCAAGUCAAACAUUCCCAGCGACUCGUACGGCGUGCCCAUCCAUAAUCCCGAGGCGCAGCACCUCAAGUCGUCGGUUCAUCAGUCAUCGUCCGAUGACAACAAUGGACUUCCGCCACCCCUGCUGCCCCAGUUCGAACCUUUACAUGAUAAUUACGCCUCGUCGGGUGAUCAACACGCUGGUCACAAUAAGCCGACCGCGCAGUACGGGCCACCCGAUGAUCAGUAUGGGAUCCCGGAUAAUAAGUAUGGACCCCUUGACAGCAACUACGGUCCACCCAGUGGCGAGUCUCUGUCCAUCGUCAAGACUGUAGGGUUCGAGCUGGCACCGGAAGUCGGUGGGUCCCAUCACGGUGGGUCCCUGGACGGAGGUGCUGUAGCCCUCGAUUUGGGAGCUGGGGCCAUCUCCGGGGGAUCGGCCCUCGGAGGACACGGAUCCUUGGGUGAACUCGAUCUGCCGCCUCCACCACCACCGACUGAUUCGUAUGGAGCACCACCUCUGUCGUCCUUUGCCUUCAACGGGCCUUACCCACCUUCCCAAGGACCCAGGGGAGGGUCCAAGUACUCCUCGGCUUCGUUUGGACUAGGGUUCUUUGGGGGUGAUUUCGGGGGGCAUCAUCGGUCCCCGCAGAGGCAUCCUUUACGCAGUGGACCCCGCGGACCGCCGUUACUUCCGGAAUCCCUGAUACCCCCCAAAAACAGGGCGCCUAUCAAGUUCAAGGAGUCAGUCCCUGCAGGACUUCUGUUCUCCGUGAACAGGUACCUUCCUCCGGUACCAGUUACCGCUCCCGGCCCUCCCAGCAAGAACUAUGGACCUCCUCCGAGCUAUGAGCAACGACUUCCGGCCCUGGGCGCGGCUGUUCCGUUCAGGAACUCGCACUCCUUCUCUGGAAGUGGACAUUUUGGUCACGGACUCGGGGCUGCUCUGGCUGCCCCUAACGUCAACUAUGGGACUCCGUUGUCUUUCACAGAUUUCAAUGCCCCUGCACCUACUUUGACCUAUGGCGCCCCGAAUUUCGGACCUAUCGGAGGAUUCGUCAAUACCGCUGGCCUGGGUACUGGGAAUCUCUACGACGGGCUUCAUGGCAACGCCCUGACGACCACCUAUGGGGCCCCGUUGUCCACGGACCCCAUCCACGACUGCGGAUUUCAGAAGGGCGGUGCUCCAGAACUGACGGCCUUCUCUUUACCCGCCCUGGAUUUCUCCACCUCGGGGAUCAUCCCUUAUGAUACUCCCAUUCACCACCCGGUGUCCAACUUCCUGACGGCGUCUCUUGGGAACUCCAUAAAUGAACUGGACCUGCAGGUCCACGAGCAGAGCAAGACUGACCUGAAGGAUAGCUACGGCAACCCGGUAGGAAUCACCUACGAGCACCCCCACCAGGAGGUGCAAAGCCAUUCCGAGGACUCGGGGUACGCGGAUGAUGGCUCAUCCCGUUCUCACGAAGAGGCGCAAUCUGCCGAGGCCGCGACAGCGGCUUUGACCGAGCAGGCUUUCUCCAGGAAUUCACUCCACGAAGCUGCUGAGACGGCCCCGGCACCUCAAGCUCUGCCUUUGACGCAAAACCAUAACCACGAAGCCAACGAUGGGUUCCAGAUCCAGGGUUCCAAGGGCAUCUACACCCUCCAGAUCCAGGCAGCCGACGGAGGCUUCGGGACCGAGAACUCCGACGGCUCCAUCCGGCACGAGCAACUCCUGUCCGAUGGCCUGCUCCAGGACAUCCUGGCAGCCAUCGAGCAGCCACAACGAGCAGGCUCCCUCCAGCCCAUCUCCACAAAUGCUCUAUACGGUCCAGACCUCUCCGGCUCGGCAUCCAUCCAGAGCCCAUCCAUCUCAAAACCCGAGAAGACCAGUCCCACCGACCAAUUCUCCAGCAACGAGACCAAGGACAUCAUGGAACGCAUGGCGCUGUUCUUCGACAAUAGGGACCACCACAAAAGCGUCCAUAGAUCGGAGCCCUCCAAGAACAACCACCAGCCUGAUAACAAACCUGCAUGAAGGGGUACACGUAUCCGACCCAUGCAUCAAUCCUCAGCCCGAGAGCUAUCCUCGGAGACUCAUCAACCUUGAAGACCCCUAACUAACAACUUCAUAGACAACAGCAAAUGGCUGGUGGCCAUCCUGGCUGGUGGGCGUACCUACGAGACGUCCCCAGGGAACGCUACCGAUCACCUUUCGAGAUCAAGAUCAAGAUUGAAGGAGGCCGUGAUCCUGACCCCGAUCGCUCCUUGGACCAAUGGAGAGUCACAGAUUGCGGACUUUCGCCGGUCCCUGAUCCUGCCGGCAAGAGAGCGCGCUCGCAAGUGGGUCAUUGGGUUACGCGACAUUUCGCGAGCGCGCCUCGAAGUGCCGUGGUGGGAUCACGAAGAGGAAAGUGGCCAGGGCCCGAUUUGCCGGUCCUGCUCUUGGAUCCGGCUACCGUGUGCACCGGUUACCGCGUUCACGACCACUUCCGGUCGCCCCAUCUCCGUCGGGCCGAGACUUUAUUUAUUUCUCGCGUAAUAUCCGCGAAUCCGCACCCCCAGCGGGUUUGUGGAUCCGCGAUUCCACACACCAGCGAGGGUGUGGAUCCGUGAUUCCGCACACCAGCGGGUUUGUGGACCCGCGAGAUUCGCGCCCUCGGGAGAGGUACUA